CUAUUCCAGUUUUACUACAUACUCGGUGUUUGCCUGUUGUCGUGCCAUGUUGUGCGCGCCUCGUAUUCCCACCUGCAAGCGAUCGAUUUUUCGCAGCUGCAGCAGCAACAGAAGUCAUCAAUUACCCAGCAGCAGCAACAACAGCAACAGGACCGUGAUUCGCAGGAGCAAACUGACACCACCACCGACUCAUCCGAGGACUAUGACAGCCAUCCGCAGUAUAGCUUCGCUUAUGAUGUGCGCGACACGCUGACUGGCGAUGAGAAGCAGCAGGAGGAGAAGCGUGAUGGGGAUUUGGUGCAAGGACAGUACUCUCUCGUUGAGCCAGAUGGCACCCGUCGUGUUGUUGAGUACACCGCUGACGACAUCAACGGCUUCAACGCCGUAGUCUCCAAGCAACUAGUUGACGAACGCUCUCGAUCAUCUACCUCUGCCUCGGCAACUGCUUCUUCAUCGCGCUACAACAGCUACGAGGCUCUGCAGUCGCAAAUUCAAGCACAAGCCAUCGCCGAAGCCCAAGCUCAGGCCGCCUCAUAUGCCGAAGCGCAGGCGCUCGCUGAGGCGCAACUGCAAGCGCAGGCUAAGGCGCAUGCCGAAGCUAUGGCGCAGGUCCAAAGCGACGCCGAAUUGCAGGCGCGCAUUCAAGCGGAGGCACAGGCACGCGCUCAGGCCCAGCAACUAAUGGAGCAGUUCCAGCAGCAGUACAAGCAACAACAGCAACAGCAGCAAGAACAGCAGGAACAAUUGGUACAAUUGCAGCAGCAGCAACAGCAACGCCAACAGCAACAACAGCAGUUGCGUUCUCAAGUGCAACAAUCACAAGAACGCUUGACCAACGAACAAGCGCUGCUGCUCUCACAAACGCUGCCCACCCGCACGCUCGGGCACAGCGUUCACGCCACAGUGGUUUCACAUCCGCCUACAAUAUUGACGCGCGCACCCAGCGGUAGCGUAUACGCCCAACAGCGUGAUAUUUCCACAUUGAAGGAACUGCGCGAUGGCAGCACGCGCCAAACGAUCGAACGCACCACGCUGCCGCAAAUUGUCAUAACCCAACCGGCAAGCGCGACGGUACAAGCACAAGUCAUACACUCGCCGCUCCUACUCGAUGGCAGCAGUGGCACAACGGGCAUGCGCAGCAUCAUAUCUACGAAAAUCACCAACGCCAGCGGCAAGGGCGGACGCAGCAGCACCAUUUCACUACGUGGCGAUGCCGGACGCUUGAGCGCCACCGAACAACUGCUUAACCAGCUGGACAAUGACGACGACGAUACAUUGUCGCGCAGCAGCUUGCGGCUAUUAAGUAGCGCCAGCACUAGUAGCAGUGGCGGCAGCAUCAAAGGACGGAAUGGUGGCGGCAGUGGGCUCAAUAGCUACGAUGGCAGCAAUAGCGGUUCCGACGAGCGAAGCGGCGGACGUGAUGAAAAUGGACUACGCAGCGGACUACGCGGUGGAAGCAGACGUUUGCAAACGCUCUUCUCUAGCAGCGGUAGUGGCUCUAGCAGUGGUGGAAAUGGCAAAUCCACAUGGUAAUAGAAUAUGCGAAAAUAACAAAAACCACAGAUACUUACUUACAGCGAAAACAAAAAGUAUUAAUUUGAACAAGGAUUUAUAUAGAAGUGGGCAGGACGAAAAAUGCAAACGAAUGAGUAGAAUAGAUAUGUAGCUAAAAAUGAAUUUAGAAAAAAAAGCGGCAGUGAAAUAGAGCAACCAAGAAUGGGGAGCAGUAGAGAAUAUUCAGGAGUAUUGUGUGAUCAACAGUCAGUAACGAUCUGAUGACAGACCCUAGCUUACGUAUAAUGGACUAUGAUUUGACAAAGCCGCCAUCAGUAACGGCAUUAACAUAGACUUUAGUUUAGUUCUUAGUGUUUUUUUUGCAUUUUAUUUCUCGAUAGUAUUAAUGAACUAACCAACUUUGCGGUAGUGAAGAUUUUUUCUAGUUGAAUUGAUGUUUUUUUGCAACUGUUUUAGCAUUUUAUAGGGAUUUGGGAGUAUCUACACUUUAACUGACGCUUUUUUGCUUACGCAGCAACAACGUUUGCAUACCUUUAGGCGCGCGCGCUACCCGCAAACCCACUAAUCACGCACUAGCAAAUGCUUUUAAAUACUACGCUUUUUUGCAAGAACAUACGAACGUGAAUGUGAAACAAUAACGUGAAAAGAGAAAUGAGAUUGAUUAUACAUACAUACAAUUGCAUACAAGUCUACACACUUACUACAUACAUAUGUACAUAAAAACUUAUAAACGCAAAUUAAAACCAACAUUUAUAUAUAUAUUUACCGGAUAUCUAGGCAAACACAACUACUUACUUACUUACUCAUGUCUAUUAAGUUGUGAUUCAAACUAUCAUUACACUCAAGCUACAUACAUACGUAAUAUUUAAAAAGGAGCAUUAAUUUUUCUUAAAAA
Messenger RNA from Rhagoletis pomonella (apple maggot), 2410 nucleotides. Its product is annotated as ras-interacting protein RIP3. The record is from RefSeq and is a predicted model, not a curated record. The transcript is spliced from 2 exons. Gene Ontology annotation, cellular component: extracellular matrix. The annotation marks the transcript as partial. NCBI's taxonomy places the organism in Eukaryota, Metazoa, Arthropoda, Insecta, Diptera, Tephritidae.